ACCCAGCUCGACCUGUGUCAAACUACGUUUAGGCCAGCUCCCACCAACCUGCAUACUUGUUUUGUCGCUUCUAACCGCUCUGGAACGCUUCCAACACGGCCAUGAUAUGAUUACUAGUCUUGGUCAGCCCGCUCACGAGCGCUAGUUUCAAUCUCUUCUCUAUCCGGGACCGAUUGGCAGCAUGCUUCCACUGCCGCGCAGGCCGCCCGGCUCAGCCUGGCCUCUCUCCCUCCCUUUUCCCCCCAAUUGCCGGCAAAAACUCGCCGCACGCCUGCUGAUUUCCCCGAGCAAAAGCUGCGUACGUGCCCAUUACGUUCAUGUCGGAGUCAAGGCCAUGCCGCGAAUACAUACAAGCCCAAGCUUUGUAUGUGCCGGCAUCGCAUCCGGUCUGCUAAGACCGUACCUGCAUCAAAGGCAUACCCUCAACCAUACGUCUGUGUGGCGGACGCCAUCAUCUCAACUCCGCACCCAGGAUCUCGCUGAUCUUUGCCAGCCACCUUGUUCUUUGCCUGAACCAGGACGCACCACUUAUCAUGCCCGCUAAGCUAAACGCCCGCAAAAGCCUUCCCGUCUGGCAAGUGCGCCACUGAUCGAUGAUGUACACAGGGUACACCGUUGUACGACAUUUUGCUGUCGUCGGAGGAUAAUCCGCUUUGGUCACCAGUUGA
Molecule: messenger RNA, 668 nt
Organism: Bipolaris sorokiniana ND90Pr
Lineage: Eukaryota; Fungi; Ascomycota; Dothideomycetes; Pleosporales; Pleosporaceae
Exons: 1
Coding region: 182-544 (120 amino acids)
Source: RefSeq, a predicted model, not a curated record